AUGAAGUGCUUCAUCAUCACAGGCGCCAUCUUGUUGGCGCCCUUGGCGAUGGCCAAGCCGGUUAACCUUCAAUCAGCCCGGCCCAGUCUCAUCGGGCUUGCGGCGGCGGCCGCCGGCAAGAACAUCACGUCGGAUGGCCCGAACUUCGAAGACAACGUUCAAGGACCUGAGCGACCUGAGCAGGACGUGCACCAGUGCAUCGUAGACUGCUGGGUCAAGAAAAUAGGGGAUGCGAACAAGAUAGGGGAUGCGGACACAAUGAAAUGCACGUGGGAUUGCAUGCACCGCCCCAAGGACACCGUCAAUGUUCCGUCCACGAGCACUUCGCCGUCCACGAGCACUCCGCCUUCCACGAGCACUCCGCCUUCCACGAGCACUCCGCCUUCCACGAGCACUCCGCCUUCCACGAGCACUCCGCCUUCCACGAGCACUCCGCCUUCCACGAGCACUCCGCCUUCCACGAGUCCUCUUGUUCCCACCGGGUCGAGGACGUGCUCGAGCACUAUCAGCUCGACUGCUGCUCCCACCUCGACUACUACUAGUACUCCCGACGAGGCUACCACGGCCAUGAUCACGGUCACCAAUACCGCGACGGUCACAGAAACAAUCUAUAUGCCAGACGACGCUACUACCACUGGAACCUCUGAGCCAACUUUGGCUCCCACUGGUACGCCCGACGCGACUACUACUGCAACUUCCGAUUCAACACCCGCUCCUACUCCUAUCGAUACAUCUGCGGAGACAACUACUACCGCUGUAAUUACCAGCGCUCCUGAUAGCACUGAUACUGGAACUUCCUGUGCUUCGAUGAGCUGUGAUCCUACGACCACCGUCACCGUCGCCACAACGAUCACAGCCUCGCCCUCGCCUUUGGCUUCGACUUCAACCUCGGUCGAUGGCCCCGUCUCUACCCCGGAAGCGUCUUCAACGUCGACCGUAACAUCGACAUCAACCGACGCUUCUAUCUCUAUCCCGGAAGCAUCGUCAACGUCGACCUCAACAUCUACUGCUUCUGUCUCUACCCCAGGAUCGCCAUCAUCCAGCACUUAUUCGUCCGGUUUCAUCACUACCACCGCCGCCCCCGAAGAAGUUACGGUCACGGCAACCAACAGUGUCACCGUCGCCCCAGCAGAAGUCACAGUCACCGAAACCAACACUGUCACCCAGUCACAGCCGCACUAUCUCCUUAACCCUUUCCGCCCGUUCGACCCAAACCCUACCAUGGCAUAA
Molecule: messenger RNA, 1230 nt
Organism: Colletotrichum aenigma
Lineage: Eukaryota; Fungi; Ascomycota; Sordariomycetes; Glomerellales; Glomerellaceae
Exons: 1
Coding region: 1-1230 (409 amino acids)
Source: RefSeq, a predicted model, not a curated record